Lachancea nothofagi CBS 11611 is the source of this 546-nucleotide messenger RNA. The record is from the annotation of a GenBank genome assembly. NCBI's taxonomy places the organism in Eukaryota, Fungi, Ascomycota, Saccharomycetes, Saccharomycetales, Saccharomycetaceae.
AUGGCAGAAUCAAUCCCUAGCUGGGCUAAUAACCUUUGUGAUCCCGACUAUGCCAAGAAAAUAAAAGUCAUCUCUUCCAAUUCCUUGCCACUUCCACCAGGAUUUAAAAGAGCAUCCAUCACCAAUGCAAAAGGUGUAAGUAAAGGGCCCCAGGCGGCUCAAAAGGAAGAUCUCGUUAAACUAGUGGUUCAAAAAGCAUGGCAAAUCGCAUUCCAACCUGCGAAGUCUAUUCCAAUGAAUAUGGUUGUCUCCUACAUGUCCGGUUCGUCAUUGCAAAUAAUAUCCAUAACGACUGCCGUUAUGUUCGUUUCGAAUCCUAUCAAAAGUAUUGCGAGCAUAAGGCAAACUUUUAAGCCUGUUCAGGGAAAUAAAGGAGCAGAAUCACAAGUUAUGCUCGCCAUGGCCAUAUACAUAGUAUUUCAAAUCAUACUAAUGGGCAUCGGUAUACAUAAACUCAACUCCAUGGGCUUAAUUCCUAAUACCAAGAGCGAUUGGCUAUUUCUAGAGAAACCUACUAUGUACAAAGAAAAAUCUUACGGAUUUUGA